GCACCUUGUUUGGCUCAGUCUCCUCCGCGCGUAAUGCGGAGCGGACACACGGAGAGACACGCGACUCCACAUACGCACGCGGUUCAUGGAGGUGUGGAGAAUUCAGAAUGAGAGCAUUGAUUACAUAUAGAUUCAUAUAAAAGGAGACUGAGUGAAUCCCUGACGACACUUCCACUUCCACUUUGUUGUGCGCACUUUCCAAAGUGAGCAGAUGUCGCCGCAGAGCAUGUCGCUGUGUGGAGGCUCGUGGAUGAGGCUGACAGCAGCGCUGCUUCACCUGAGUCUGUUCCUGCAGCUGGAGCUUUGGGAACCGACAGAGGCCAUCCACCCAGACUGUGCUCUGGUGCUUCAGCACAUGAAAGCUCAGCAUGAAUGUAACCAGAUCAUCCAACAGGAGGAAAACAACCGCUCCAUCAGGACAGGUUGUCCGACAGUGUGGGACGAAAUUCGGUGCUGGAACCGCGCUGAGGUGGGACAGGUGGUCAGCGUCUCCUGUGCCAACGUGUCCCAGCUGUUUGCUAAUAAUGAAGGUUACAUCUACAUGAACUGCACAGCACACGGCUGGUCCGAGGCGUACCCCUCCUACGAGAAAGCCUGCGAGUUUGCCGAGGACGAGGAGACAGAACCAGAGACGACUUACUUCUCCAACUUCAAACAGGUCUACACCGCUGGCUACGCCACAUCCCUGGUCUCUCUCAUAACGGCCAUCUUUGUCUUCACUGUCUUCAGGAAGUUCCACUGCACCAGGAACUACAUCCACAUCAACCUUUUCUUCUCCUUCAUCCUGAGAGCCAGCGCCGUCUUCAUCAAAGAUGGCGUCCUGUUCGCUGAUGAAAACCUCGACCACUGCCUCAUGUCGACCACGUCCUGUAAGUCGGCCGUGGCCUUCUUCCAGUUCAGCAUCCUCGCCAACUACUUCUGGCUGCUGGUGGAAGGCAUGUACCUGCAGACGCUGCUCGCGUUCACCUUCGUCUUCCAGAAGAAAUACUUCUGGUGGUACAUACUCAUCGGCUGGGGUCUUCCUACAACAAUCAUAACAGCGUGGAUCCUCACUCGAAACUUCUACGAUAACAGGGGAUGCUGGGACGACACAGACGAGCCGUUCAUCUGGUGGAUCAUAAAAGCUCCAAUAACGGCAUCGCUGCUGGUGAAUUUCAUCAUCUUCAUCAACGUGAUUCGUAUUCUGGUCCAGAAGCUGAGGUCUCCUGGUGUCGGGGGCAACGAUACCAGUCACUUCAAGAGACUGGCCAAAUCCACGUUGCUGCUCAUCCCUCUGUUUGGGAUGCACUACAUGCUGUUCGCCUUCCUGCCGGAAACCACGGGAGCAGAAGCUCGACUCUUCAUAGAACUGGGUGUGGGAUCCUUUCAGGGGUUCGGUGUGGCCUUGCUCUACUGUUUCCUGAACGGUGAGGUGCAGGCAGAACUAAAGAAGAGGUUCUGGAAGUGGCAGACGGUGUGUCAGACUCAGAGCUACCUGAGCUACAGCAAACGGCGGCGUACGCUGUUCACCGAGAGCAGCACGGUCACUCAGAUAUCGGUGCUGGACAAAUCCAGUCCCAAAGACCAGCCUCAGGUCUCAGAGACACAGACUCUCAGUCACACGGCGGCGCCCAGCACGGUCUGAGGAACUCUGGACUGCUUUAACCUGACCCUAAUCAGCACUGUUGAAUGUUUAAAGUACUCCUCAUCUUUUUUUAAGGUAAUGUUUUUGUUUUUUUUAAUUUAGAAUCUCUCAAGUGUUAAAAGUAACGUACUCGCGCUGUUUCAGGAAGCCGGCGAAUCAGAGUCUUUGUCACCAGAGAGGUGCUUCCAUUUUUUUGGCCUGUUUUUAGACAAUUUUACAAAUUUAUCAAAUUUAACACGCAAAAUCUGGUGUUCUUUCUACAACUAGAAUUUUAUUUUUUUUUUGUUUAUUUUAGUAAAUGUUUUGUUUUUCUUCAUUUGCAAUUGUUAAAACAGUUUUUUAACACACAGUAAAUUGUAAAUAACUGCCAGAUAUUGAAACAGGGCGUUUUUUGGCCAUUUUCUGGUUAAAAUAAGGGGAGAAAAAAUGUUCAGAUGGACAUUUUGUCACAUUACAACCACACAUUUUUAAGUAUUUUUAUUUCAUUUUAGCUUAAUUUACUUUUUUCACCUCCCCCUAAAACCCCAAAAGUAACCUGCAGUGCAAGUCACAUGAUCAGUAAAUCCCGUCCACCUGUGUGCAGUUUAAUCACAGCAUAAAACACCUGCUCUGUGACGACCUGUGAACAAACCUCAGCAGACGUCAGGGGUGAAGUUGUGGGGAAGUUAAAAGCAGCGUGAGGCUGAAUACUUGGGGGGUGGAUACGUAUGCAAGGCACUGUUUAUGUCACUGAACGUCAUGGUUUUGCCCGGGAGGUUUCAUUUUCAAGCCACAACUGACUCAUUUCUCCCUUUUUAACAAAAGCACUGAUGCCACAAUGAAGGAGAAAUUGCUGUUUGAACAGUUUGAACCUGCUUCACUUCACUGGAUCCC
Messenger RNA from Solea solea (common sole), 2497 nucleotides. It is a transcript of the gene ghrhrb, whose product is annotated as growth hormone releasing hormone receptor b. Lineage: Eukaryota; Metazoa; Chordata; Actinopteri; Pleuronectiformes; Soleidae. The record is from RefSeq and is a predicted model, not a curated record. Gene Ontology annotation, molecular function: G protein-coupled peptide receptor activity; vasoactive intestinal polypeptide receptor activity; peptide hormone binding. The coding region runs from base 212 to 1624 and encodes 470 amino acids. The transcript has 13 exons. Gene Ontology annotation, cellular component: plasma membrane. Gene Ontology annotation, biological process: adenylate cyclase-modulating G protein-coupled receptor signaling pathway; cell surface receptor signaling pathway.